Messenger RNA from Uranotaenia lowii, 777 nucleotides. RefSeq lists its product as uncharacterized. Lineage: Eukaryota; Metazoa; Arthropoda; Insecta; Diptera; Culicidae. The record is from RefSeq and is a predicted model, not a curated record. The transcript has 2 exons. Bases 46 to 777 code for a protein of 243 amino acids.
UGUUCCAGUGUGCAUUCCUAUUUUCUUAGUCCAGGGAGCAAUACAAUGCAGACCAUUCUAUCAACAUUGGUGCUUGCCAUAGUCGCUGGCGUUGCUGUUGACUCUGCCGCAGUCGAUCAAAGGAGUAAAGCAGUAGGCAAUCGAAAUUUAUGGCAGUAUACUGGAUUCAAGGGUGGAUUUUAUGGUGGUCCAGGAAUCCAGGAACGAUCGUUCUCUGGAGCCUGGAACUCAGGUCACGAUGCUGAACAACAUCAACCACAACAACAACAGUAUCAACUAACACAGGAUCAUUCUCAACACAUGCAGAAGAUACGAGUGUCAGUGCCGGCAGUGCACGAAUGGCACAGCGAAGGAAGCUAUGAGGGUAAUCAGGGUCACCAGGAUGCCUGGAAGCCAAUGUCCUUUGGAACAUCUCGAUCGCUGCACGGGUUCAGCAGUCACAGUAAGGAAUCCAACGAGAAGGAACAUUCGCAGAAGGAGUGGCAGGGCGAUGAGAGCUACGAAGUAGAACAGGAUGGAGGUCAUGAAACAGGUCGUGAUGGAGGACAUGAUGACGGACAUGAUGGAGGUCACAAAACGCAUACCGAAGAGCACGAGCAUAAUCACCAUCAUCACCAUCAUCAUCAUGUUAAGGUUAUCGAGGUUCCCAAACCCUUUCCAGUGCAUGUUGAAAAGUCAUAUCCUGUGUAUGUUGAGAAGCCAGUUAUUGUGGAGAAGCACGUGCCAAUCAAGCUGCUGAUCACCAAGAAGUACCACAAACACGACCAUAAACACUAG